Molecule: messenger RNA, 2403 nt
Organism: Didymodactylos carnosus
Lineage: Eukaryota; Metazoa; Rotifera; Eurotatoria; Philodinida; Philodinidae
Source: the annotation of a GenBank genome assembly
AUGGAUUUAUUGUUAAAUCGGUGUUCUUUUGUAUUUCGCCAACUUCGUAAAGAGCAAACACCUAUAAGAGCUGUUAAUAUUAAAGAAAUAUUUAAUGAAAUUGUUUCAUUUUUAAACACAAUCGAUAACCAAUCUAAUGGUUUGAACGUUAUAGCAAUAGUUUGUAAUGAACUGGCUAGUGUUAAUACGUUGAAAAUAUUUGAUGAUCCAGUUAUUAUUAAGCAUCCAUUAAUUAUUAUUAUAGGACGUACAUUUGAAAUGUUAUUAACAAAAUGGAAUUAUGAAAAACAGAUUAAUAUGGAAGAAGUAGAUCAAAAUUGUUUAUAUGAAACAAGUUAUCUGAUCGCAUAUUUAUGUUUGUACAGAAAUGGAAAACGCAUAGGUUUUUAUACAAAUGAAAUAAAUGAAAUAUCAUAUCAAAAAAUAUUUUUAACCACAUCAUUUUUCGAUAAAGUUGCUCGACUAAUCAAAGAUUUAUCCAACAAUGAAUAUGAACCGUAUUCUGUCAAAUACAAAGUUGCUGAUAGACUUGUUCGUCUUUGUAGAAAAUUGAACGAAAGUGACGUAAAUUUAGACUCAGUAAUCGACGCUACGAUUGAAUGUCUUUCUUCCAGACAUUAUUUAACUGUCUUUCAAAAUAUUGAUCUGAAACAGCCUACGUUUAAUCCGAAACAAUCAUUUUUCAUUCGUGAAUGUUCCGACUUUAUUAUUAAAUAUACGUUUAAACAACAACAUAAAGUAUCCUAUAAUUUAUCUAAAAUAAUGCUAGAAUAUAAUAAACUAAUUUUUAAAAAGCAUUUACCAGUUACACUGGAAGGAGAAGUUUUGGGCAACUGUGACAGAAAUUGUGUCACAAACCGAGAGCCUAAAGGUGCUCGGAUGAACGCUAUAGGUUGUCAUAUUAAAUUGUUAAAUUAUUUUGCAUUGUUACCGUCGAUAAGAAACGACUUUAUUCCUACUGCAGAAGCAACAAAUCAUAUUAUCGAUAAAAUUUUAGAUAUAUUAAGUACAAACUCGUUAAUUGAAAGUAUAAUGAACAACCAACAGGCAUUUCAUGUUGACGUUAGUGUUAUUUCAUAUUCAAUAACAUUAUUAUAUAAUUUAGUGUUUCAUAGGCAAUUAUUUUCCAUUUUGAAAGCCAAUAAAAGACUAUUAGACAUUUGCUUAAGAUUGCAGAUGGUAAAAGAUCGAAGUAUUCACUUUGUAGCACAAACAUUAUCAAAAAUUUUAGUUGAUCAAACAAAUAUUGAUGAUAUAAAACAACCUAGGAGGAUCGCAAAAGCCUAUCUUUAUUAUAUAGAAAAUACGGUUGAUGAGCCAACACAAACACAUCACGGGAUUAAACUAGAUGGUGUAUUUACAAAUCUUACAACUAUUAUUCAGAAUGAUGAAGUUAAAAAUACCAUUGCAGAAGAUGAAGAAGGUUUACAGUUGAUAGCGAAAUGCGCAUACGAUGAAAAAUUUGAUCAUACAUCAAUUCAACUUCCGGCUUUAGACGUCGUCUGGAGUGUAAUAUUUACUGGAUCGGGCCAUAAAGCAGUAAAGUCUGAAGUGACGGACAUUUCUAUCCCGGUUAGUCGCAGUUCUUCUUCCCUUAGUCAACCAGUAGAUUUAGAGUUUGAAGAGAAUGGCCAUCAGACGCAAAGUGUAACUGUAGACAAACAUGAUGAUGCAGACCAUGAAGAACAAAAGUAUUCUCUUAAACUCCGUAAGAAAGCUGUUGAAGUCUUGAAUGAUGAUGAACAGUUCAUGAAACAUGUUACAAAACUAUCAACAUCAAGAAACAUAAAAGAGGAACGAACGGCCAAUGGUAUCUUGUGGCGAUUAAGUAAUGAAAAAGCAUUUAUUCGUCAAAAACAGGAAGAAGAAAAAAAAGAGAAACAGCGACAACAACAAAGACGCGAAACACCAAAGACAAAAUUUGUUGAAAGUGAAGCCAUAUAUCAAUAUGUUAAUGGCGAUUAUCGCUGGAACUUGUCGGAGAGUAAACCUAUUCAUGGUUUAACGAUAAGCUAUUCAUAUAAUAAUAAAGAACUUUGCUAUAAAAUUUAUAAUACUCUACAAAAAUCAAAAUUUUAUCGCGUUUGGAUUGGGAAAGAGAAUGUAUACGGUUCACUUCCCAAGGUAAUGGCUGAAAAAAUUGAAAAUUCAAGGAUAGUUCUUAUUUGUAUGUCAACUGGAUAUCGUGCAUCACAAUCAUGUCAAGCUGAGGCUGAAUAUGCUUGGAAACGUGACCAAUCGAUCAUACCAUUGAUAGUAGAAAGAGAUUAUAAUCCAUCAGGGUGGUUAAAGGCAAUUAUCGGUGAUAGAAAAAGUAUUGAUUUUACACAAAUAGAUUUUGAUGCUUCAUACUUAGAAUUAAUUAACGAAAUUGAUAAAACUGUAGCCUCCGAUUCGAACUGA